GGUGAGCUGGGUUGUUUCAGACCAGAACCAUGGCAGUGGGUGGAGCUCUGGUUGUUUGUGUGCUGAGUGUACUGUUCUUUGAAGGUGGAUCAAUAAGUCUUAGAGCUGGUGAUAAGCUGCAGGUUAAGCAGGAUGACCUGUCUCCAAAUGAUUCAGCUCCAAAGAAGUUGUUUCCUUUUCUGGAGAAAGGUGCUAAAGUAAAAAGGGAAACUAACGGGAAGGCCGCAGUGAGUGGGAAUGUGACUUUUCUACAAUGUGGCAACUCUACAUCUGCUGAAUGCAGUACCGUCAACAACACCAGUAAUGAUCAGAACUCUGCAGCAUCACAGCUUGUAGGACUGGAACCAGCUCAGAGAGAAGUGGUGUCAAAUAUUAGGCCCUGUGAAUAUCUAUUCCCUUUUGAUGAUCGUUGUCCAUUUCCAACUCGCCAUCCUAUCAGGACCUUUCCUACUCGUCACCCUGUGACUUUUAGGUUGCCAACUCGGCCACCUCCUGUGACCUUCAGGUUGCCAACUCGGCCACCUCCUGUGACCUUCAGGUUGCCAACUCGGCCACCUCCUGUGACCUUCAGGUUGCGCACUCGGCCACCUCCUGUGACCCUCAGGUUGCGCACUCCGCAUCCACCUUACGAACGAAUGUUUCAUGCCUUGCCUGAAUUGCAGAACUGAAGAUUAAUUUGACAACAUGGGCUGAUUUCUGUUGUGAAUAAACAUUCUAUUUGCA
Molecule: messenger RNA, 723 nt
Organism: Nothobranchius furzeri (turquoise killifish)
Lineage: Eukaryota; Metazoa; Chordata; Actinopteri; Cyprinodontiformes; Nothobranchiidae
Source: RefSeq, a predicted model, not a curated record